Molecule: messenger RNA, 5016 nt
Organism: Archocentrus centrarchus (flier cichlid)
Lineage: Eukaryota; Metazoa; Chordata; Actinopteri; Cichliformes; Cichlidae
Product: synaptotagmin-11
Exons: 4
Coding region: 234-1640 (468 amino acids)
Biological process (GO): vesicle fusion; calcium ion-regulated exocytosis of neurotransmitter
Cellular component (GO): exocytic vesicle; plasma membrane; synapse
Molecular function (GO): calcium ion binding; SNARE binding; phosphatidylserine binding
Source: RefSeq, a predicted model, not a curated record
CCGAGCGGAGCACCGACUCAGACACCGACGCAGCGAGCGGACGACAGGUCCAUCAGCCGACAUAUGAAGGCUCCAUUUCCCGCAUCAGAGACUGGUUUUCGGUGAUUCUCCUCUCGGCCGUCGCUUCUCUAUGGAUGUGAAGUAAAAGCGGGCGGUAGUCAGUCGCUGUCCUCUCCGUCUCCGUGUCCUUCCUCCCCGCUCGCUCAGGACCGCAUCCUGCCCCGAUCCACAAAAUGGCGGACAUCAUCGAGCUGGGACCCGCCUACGCCAUGUCUCCGGUGCUGGCAGGCUUCCUGGGAGCUGGUGUUCUGGUUCUGGUCGUGGUGGUUCUGGUUCUGCUCUGGUCCUUCUGUCAGCGCCGUUACCUUCGCAUUUCUGGGCGAUACAAGCUGCACGGUGACCGUUACUACGACACAGAGGACCCACCCUAUAAGUUCAUCCACAUGCUAAAGGGUAUCAGCAUUUACCCAGAAUCCCUCAGUAGCAGCAAGAGGAUUGUGCGCGGCAUCCGGCGUGCCGACCGCUCCGACCGUGACGGAGAGCGAAGCUGCACCACAACAGGCACCGCCGGGAGGGGGAUGGUCCUGGUGGACGCUGAGAACAACAUCCUGGAUGUCCCCGGCCAGCUGCAGAUGAGUCACCUGGUCCCACCUGCUGGGUCAGACCCUACCCACAACCAGGCUCGGCUGGAAAGAGCUUUACCGGUCCGUGCUGACUACUGCUGCCUGGACAGCAGCUCGGCCAGCAGCAGCCAGACAAGCAGCAAGACGGCGUCCCCAUUCACCCCUGCCUCCUCGGAGCCCGAGCCCGAGCCCAGUCUGGGGUCCAUCAGUCUCACCGUCGACUACAACUUCCCCAAAAAGGCUCUGGUGGUGACCAUCGUCGGGGCCCGGGGCCUCCCCGCUAUGGAUGAGCAGGCGGGUAGCUCAGACCCCUACGUGAAGAUGACCAUCCUGCCUGAGAAGAAACACCGGGUGAAGACCCGCGUCCUGAGGAAGACCCUGGACCCACUGUUUGACGAGACCUUCACCUUCUACGGCGUAGCCUACAGCUCGCUGCCCGAGCUCACCCUGCACUUCCUGGUCCUCAGCUUCGACCGCUUUGCCCGCGAUGAUGUCAUCGGGGAGGCAGUGGUGCCACUGAAGGGCGUGGACCCGAGCACGGGCCGCGUCCACCUGAGCCAGCAGAUCACCAAGAGGAACAUGCAGUGUGAGAGUCGUGGAGAGCUGCUGGCAUCUCUGUCCUACCAGCCGGUGUCUCAUCGCCUCAGUGUGGUCGUCCUGAAGGCUCGACACCUCCCCAAGAUGGACAUCACCGGCCUGUCAGCCAACCCCUACGUGAAGGUGAACGUCUUCUACGGUCGGAAGCGCAUCGCCAAGAAGAAGACCCACGUGAAGAAAUGCACGCUGAACCCGGUCUUCAACGAGUCUUUCAUCUACGACAUCCCGCCCGAGCUUCUGCCUGAAAUCUCCGUGGAGUUCCUGGUGGUCGACUUCGACCGGACCACCAAGAACGAGGUCCUGGGUCGCCUCCUGCUCGGCCUCCACAGCCCCGCCCCCUCCGGAGCCUCCCACUGGAGGGAGGUGUGUGAAAACCCCCGCCGGCAGAUCUCCAAAUGGCACAACCUGAGCGAGUACUAAGAGAGGAGCACCGCCAGAAUCCAGCCGACACCACUGACCGGCUGGGACUCCACCAGUGAAGCCACUGGGAGAUAAAAGACUUAGUGUACAGCACAUUCACACACAUACACACAGACACACACACACAUAAAACCGCAUACAUACACACUGUUGUGAUCAUAGGUAAACUCUCUCUCUCUAUUAUGUCUCUCUACCACCACUACAUCUGCAAAAUGUAAGAAGAAUCCUGCAGCUCUUUACAGCCAGUCAACAAACCAUGAAGUCCAUUUCUAAGACUGUUCUCGUGUCUCCUCUGGCUGUCGAUGUGUGUAGACGGGGGGAAGGAAUGCUCAAAUAUGAUUAAAAAAAAUAAUAAUGUAAGAAAAAAAAAAAAGAAAAAGACCCCCUUAUGCUGUUGUUGCCAUGCAGUUCAUUGCAUGUCUGUCUGAAAAAAAAUAAAAAAUACUCAGAAUGAAGAUUUAAGAUCCACUGACAUCACGAUGGCGGGAAGAAGUUUCAGCUCUGAUAGAAAACGUGAUGAAAAUACUCUGCAAAUAAACUGAAACACGGAAUAUAUCCAAGUAUGAUCUCUCCUCUGUAGGACCAAACACUGCUGCAAAGCACGCGCUCCCGAUGCUCCACCGCUCAGUGAGCUGCUGUCCAUUUCUGGGAGGAUUGUUGUUUUUAGACUGCAGAAGAUCAUUUUCACCCAGCGCUCCUGCAGCAGAUCAUGCAACUGCACCCUGAUACCGGAGGAAGUGGACUAAUCGUGGAUUCCAAACUGUGUUAACACCUCCUGACUGACCCUAGAUCAUUUUAAAUCAGCCUCCUGCUCAUGAAGACUGAAAGACAAUGUAAAAUACUUGUUUGUAACAUGAAUGCUUUCCUCUAAUUUAGACACUUCAAGUGCGGCAGAGGGCGGCUGUGCUGUCUGAUGAUGUCUCAGGCUCGUUGUCUUCAGAACUAAAGCUCGUUAAUACAGAAUAGCAUCAUGUUGUGGAAAUAUAUUCUGAAUUCAGCGUUGUAGAGAAGCAGGUUUAGCAGAUGUGUGCUUUAGUUAAGAGGAGAAAAUGACCUUCAGACAGCGUUCUCCGUAAAUGAUAAUGAGGUAAUUAAGUCAAGAGCAAGUGGGAGCUUCAGGGCUUAAAAAUGAAACUGGAAGUGCCAAAAGCUGCAUCUCCUCUAAUAGUGUUCAGGCAGCUCACUGACGAAUCUGAAAUUAAAGGCACGGAAAUGAAAACCUGACACAGUAUUAAAGAGAGAUGAAAUGUGCAGCCUGUAAUUCAGCUGACCAUCUAAACGUAAAACUAAUCAAUCACAACAAUUUUGCUUCUUAACAGUUCGACUACAUCCUUGAUGAUAAAAGGAGGCUAAAGAGACACAUUAGCUGAUGUAACAGUUUAAGUCCACAGUGCUUAGGCCAGAGUGGGUUUGUGAUACACUCUGGAAACCCCUGAUAUCCUGAAGUCCAACCGUCCAAAAUCCAGAGGAAGUCACUUUACUGUUACGUGCAAAUUGCAUGAAAUACUGUUUAAGGGAUUAUUGGACUGUUGAAUACUUGUAAACCAAACUAGUUACGACUUGUUUAUAAAAGUCCAAAUAUAAUUCAUUAUUUUGGCAGUCGUUCUUUAUUGAUUGAGGCCUUUAAAAGCACUGAUUGGUACAGGAGCCCAGUGUGAUGGCCACAUGAGCCCCCCCCCCAGACUUCCAUGUUAAAAUUUCCAACUAUACAGCAACUGUACAGUGAGUGAAUCCCCAUAAACUUCCAACUGGACAGUAGACAGGCUUCCCGCAGAUCCAUUAAAGUUUUUAAAGGGCAUUAAAUUCAUUCAAAAAAAAAUUAUAGACUUAAUUAGUAUUAAAGAAGUGUUAAAUCAGCUCAAAUCAGGAUCUUGAAAUAUGUUGACCGCGUUCCUCAGAGCAGAUGUGCUGCGCUGUGUGCUGGCAAUGAACAAAACUGACCCUCUCCACCUUAUUUGUGGUGGUUGGAGCAUUUUUACUGCGAUUAUCUAGUAAAUAAUACAGCUGUUUGGUUAUAGCCCAUCCAAGACGUCUGAGUGUGAAAUUCCAGGAUUCUAGCAGUGUUACAGGAAGCUGUAUGUUGGACUUUAUGGAAAGUUUAUGGAUUGUGGAUGGAUGAGCAUAAAAGUCGAGUGUAGGCACACCAGCGUCACCUUUUGGUUUGUGUGCGUUUUCACUGUUGCCGUCUUAGCUUUUUGAUGUCGGUCUGACUGUGAAACCGAGGGACGCUGCACACUCAUACCGUAGAGACUUGCCAGUCACAAAGUAAAUCAUCCCCCAUAAUUUACAAAAAUAAUAUCAUGCUGUAUUCAGUAAGCCCUGAAACUACCAGUUGAAACCAUAAACUGAUUACUGAGGUAACAAAUCAAAGAUAGGAUCUCAUUUUCUCAGACUUCUAUUCAGUCUGGCUGCUUUUUCCAGUCGGUUACCGCCCCCUGCUGGUCAUCAGAAGGAAUGUAUGUUUAAACACAUUGCCUUCACUUUUCAGACUCUGAAGCUGCGUCCACCUUUUGUAUCCAGUCUGUAUUUCUAACCAAGCGUGCUAGCCUCGUCUGAUAACAGCUCACCCUCACUUCUGGUGCCACAAAAAGGCAGCAAAGGUUUGGAGCCCAGAGCACGAACACUGAUGCUUCAGAAAGUCUGUGGACGUCAGCCGGGAUGUGAAACAUGCUCAGCAGCCCGAGCUCUCCUCUGCUUCACUGCGUUCUUUCUUUCUCUCUCUUUCUGUCUCAUUUUGUACAUUUCCCCUCUCUCCUCCAUCACAUUGAGACUCUGAUUUGCACUGCUUUGUAAAGCAUUUCUUCCUCUGUGAAUGUUCCCCCGCAGCCAGCUGGUGGCGCUGUUUUAUAUUAAUUUGUUCCUACAAGCCCAGUGAAUAUUUGUCUGAGGUGACGUUGGACUUUGGCUUCAUGUUUUCUUAAUGAUGAGUUUGUUUGAGUGGUAAUACACUGUGAGUUUAGUCUUGAAAGCACAUUUUAAUCCCAGUUUAACCUUAAAUCUGCUCAGCAGCUUGCUUACUAGUACAGAGAGUAAUAAACUUUGUGUAAGUUUCACUUUGAAGCAGACAGAUGUGAAGAAGAAGCCACAGACAGCUUUUACCAGAAAACACGCCACCUGAAGCCUGACCUCCAUCGACGCCCUCAGAUCCCGUUUGUGGAUUCAAGCUGUGACCUGCAGACCAACAGACAGAGCGACAGACAGACGGACUGAGUGUAGAUUUGUACAGAUGUGAAGAUGUUUGCUGGUUUCCUUCCUGUCUGAUGUUCUCAGAGCUUUAGUGUGUUUGAGCGCCCCCUGCUGUAGACCUGGAUGCUAACCUCUGUGUUGGGUUUGUUAACACUCAUUGGACGUGCAAAUAAAAACGAGUUAAUCAUGA